AUGCUUCAAUCUUUCCCAGAAGUUACGUUAAUUCCUGAUAAAAUUAAUUUUCCGAAGACAUUCCCUGGAAAGAGUGUUGAAUGCAAAGUAUUAAUGGGAAAUUCAGGUAUUAAACCUGAAGAAUAUACAUUAUCAGUAACAGGAGAUUCAGAAUUUACAAUUCCAACAAAUAAAAUUACAAUUCCUCCUGGGGGAACAUAUGCUAUGCUUGUUUCGUUUAAACCUACUAAAAUUGCAGUUUAUAACGGUGCUGUAAUUUUUGAAGGAAGAUAUCCAUUUUCACUUACGUUAACAGGACACUGCGUUCCUUCAAUCUUCGAAAUACCACCACCACAUGCCAAAUGCUGGACUUUUUCACCAGAUGAAACAGAUCAACUAAUUCAAUUCAGCAACAGAGAUGUAUCUAAGACUUUAUCAGUAGCUGUUCAAACAAAUACAAACGCCUUUACAAUAGAACCUCCAGCGUUUGAUAUUCAACCAUUAAGCACAUUUAGUGCGAAAAUUCAUUAUGAUAAAACCAAAAGUUCAGUGAGUAAUCCAAUGCUUUCAAUUUCAUGCAGUCAAACAGAAGAAAUGUUUGAAAUACCACUACAAAUUGGCCAAAAGCGAGAGACAAUUAAAUUCAAUCUCGGCACAACAUUAGUCAACAGAAUCCUCAAAAAAGAAUUUAAACUUAUGCAAGAAGAGCAAGCACCGUCAGUAUCUUGGCCAUUUUCGAUUGUUUCGAAUGGAGAAAAGCAAAAUAAAUUAAAUUUCGAAUUUUCUAGUCCAAAACCAGGCGAAUUCUCCACAACUGUCUCCAUGCAAGACUUUGAUAUAUUACUCAGUGCUGAAGCAAAAGAAAUACCAUUUUCAAUCAAUGUACCUGAUCAAUUUCCAAAAACUCCUUUCACAAUAUUCAAUCGCAGCAAAGAUAUAUUACAGAUACAAUUAACAGGAUAUGGUAUCCAUCUUCAGAAAAAUUACGUAACAAUUGCUCCAGGUGAAAUUGCACACGUAGUUUGUGAUGAAAAUGAUGUAAUUCAACCUGGAGCUUCAUUAAAACUUGUUUGGGAACAUAAUGGAACCAUUUUCACAGAAGAAAUACCAUUUAAAGUAACAGAAGCUACCGAAUUAAACCCAUCAAGCAUAAAAUCAUCCUCAGCAUUAAAAUCUUCAUCAGAAAGCGAGAGAACAGAAAUAAGUAUUAAUAGAUCAACCCAAAGUACAAAGAGACUUAAAGCUAAUACACAUUUAGUUGUGUUUUCUGGUUCUUCAAGGAGAUUUCCACUUAAAAUUACAUCAGAUCUCCCAGUUAUUAUAUCACCUCCACCAUUCAUACGUCUUCCACGUAAUUAUAAACCAAAUGACCCUUUCAAUCUCAAAUUACAUAAUGAAGAUUCAGAUAUUAUGUAUGGAUUUAUAACAAUAAGGACGAAACUCGAUGAAAUACGUAUACCUGCAAUUGCAAUGCCAUGUGUAUCCCAAUUAGACAUACCAGAAUCAAUAUCGAUAAACAGAAUUGGAAAUCUUUCAAUAAAGAAUUAUGGGAAAAGUACAGCUUAUGUUAAUUUACAGAGUCAAGAUGCAAAAACAUCUAAAACGGAUCUAAUUAUUAAACCAGGAGUAACAUCCCAAAUAGAAGUACAGUCAGAAAAAGAUUCAGAAAUAUUAGUUACAUCAAAAGAGAUUCUUACAACAAAAAUUGAAGAAUUUUUAGAAGGAAAAGAUACUGAUGAUUCAAAGUUAAAUGAUGUUUUGCAACAAUGCCGCACUAAAGAUCUUAAAGCGCUUUGCGAAUACUCGACAACAACUAAAACUGUGAAAGUUUUGGUUUCAAAUGAAUCAAAGAAAUCUAAUUUCUCAGUUUCAGUUGAUAAACUCGUUUUCUAUGGCUCUGAUAGCCAAUCAUUCUCACUGAUAAACAUGUCAAGCGCUCCAACACGGUUCCAAGUUACUGUUUCUUCUCCUUUCAUUAGCGUUGACCCUCUCUCUGGGUACGUUUCUCCAUAUUCAUCACUUAGAUUCGAAGUCAAUGCAUUGAAGAAAGUUGAUGGUGAAAUCACUAUAAAGAUAGGAGGAGAAGUCCUAAAAAUCACAACAUCAUGUCAAGAAAAGAGUCUUGUUGUAUCCACUUCAUCUAGUGCUAUUAACUUCCCAAGUUGCAAGCCAGGAACAAUGAGAAGAGCUUCAUUGAAAGUAUCUAAUAAAAGUUCACAUAAAACUUUUAUUACUGCUAAAUGUGAAGCUCCAUUCUUUUGUCCGUUCCCCGAAUUCGAAAUAGAUCCAAUGUCUUAUGUUCUUCUUCCAGUUCAUUUUACACCUCAGAUUGAAGAUUCUUUCAAUGGACUUUUAACCUUAGAAACCGACUCAAGAACUUCUGUUGAAGUUAUUGUUCACGGAAUAUGCUGUUAA
This is a messenger RNA of Trichomonas vaginalis G3, 2394 nucleotides long. RefSeq lists its product as uncharacterized. The coding region runs from base 1 to 2394 and encodes 797 amino acids. The transcript has a single exon. Gene Ontology annotation, biological process: mitotic spindle assembly; centriole replication; centrosome-templated microtubule nucleation. The record is from RefSeq and is a predicted model, not a curated record. Gene Ontology annotation, molecular function: protein kinase binding. Lineage: Eukaryota; Parabasalia; Trichomonadida; Trichomonadidae. Gene Ontology annotation, cellular component: centriole; pericentriolar material; cytoplasm.